AUGACGGUAUCCAGCAAAAGCCUGGACACUCGUUAUCUUGAUUAUGCUGCAGCACUUCUCAGACAUCAUUUUGAUCCCGUUCUUGUAAACCCAGCACUUUGGGAGGCCAAGGUGGAAGGAUUGCUUAAGCGUAGGAUUCAAGACUGGCUUUGGGCAACAAGGAAACAGCUCCAGGCGACGGAAAACCAGCUGCCUUCAUCAGAAACUCACGGGUGGCAUUUCUAUGGGGAAUCGACACAAGAGAUAAUCAGGUCUACAAAUCUUAUAAUUCUGCUAGAGGAUGAAAUCUUCGCAGACUUUUUCAACACAUUCCUUUCUCUCCCGGUUUUUGGUCAGACACCAUUUUAUACUGUUGAAAAUUCACAGUGGAGCUUGUGGCCAGAAAUACCUUGUAACUUGAUUGCCAAAUACAAAGGAUUAUUGACCUGGUUGGAAAAAUACCGAUUACCUUUCUUCUGUAAAACAAACUUGUGUUUCCAUUACAUUCUCUGUCAGGAGCUCAUCAGUUUCAUUAAGUCCCCAGAAGGAGCCAAGAUGAUGAGAUGGAAAAAGGCAGACCAGUGGCUACUCCAGAAAUGCAUUGGCGGGGUCAGAGGGAUGUGGCGCUUCUGCUCCUACCUCACAGGCAGUGCAGGUGAAGAACUGGUGGAUUUCUGGAUUCUUGCUGAGAAGAUCCUGAGCAUAAAUGAGAUGGACCUGGAAGUGAGAGACCACUACCUGUCCCUCCUCCUCAUGCUGAGGGCCACUCAUCUGCAAGAGGGGUCCAGGGUAGUAACCCUCUGCAACAUGAACAUCAAGUCCCUCCUGAACCUCUCCAUCUGGCAUCCCAACCAGUCAACCACUAGGAGGGAGAUCCUAAGCCACAUGCAGAAAGUGGCUCUGUUCAAACUCCAGAGCUACUGGCUUCCUAACUUUUAUACCCACACCAAGAUGACUAUGGCCAAGGAGGAAGCAUGCCAUGGUCUGAUGCAGGAGUAUGAGACUCAAUUAUACAGCGUUUGCUACACUCACGUAGGAGGGCCUCCUCUGAACAUGAGCAUCAAGAAGUGCCACCACUUUCAGAAACAGUACUCAUGCAGGAAAGCCAAGAGGAAGAUGUGGCAAUUGGUAGAUCCUGACUCUUGGUCUCUGGAAAUGGACAUCAAGCCAGAUACUAUCAGUAUGCCCCUACAGGAGACACGUUCUCAAGAGAAGGUGAUUAUACAAAUGCCUUCCCUGAAAAUGUCUUCUUCAAAGGAAACAAGAAUCAGUUCCCUGGAAAAGGAUAUGCAUUACGCAAAAACACCCAGCAUGAAGGAUAAAGCCAACAGCCACCUUCACAUGGAGGGUCUCUUUGAGACAAAGGUCUCUACCCACCUGAGGACUGUCACCCCCAUCGUCAACCCCUCCUUCAAGAUGACAAUUCAGAAGGCCAUCAAGCAAGGCUUCUCCUUAGGAUACACCCACUUGGCCUUGUGUGCUGAUGCCUAUGCAGGGAACCCUUUCCGGGACCACCUGAAGAAGCUGAAUUUGAAAGUGGAGACCCAACUUCUUGACCUCUGGCAGGACCUGCACCAUUUCCUCAGUGUCCUUUUGAAUAACAAGAAGAAUGGGAAUACAAUCUUUCGUCACUUGCUGGGUGACAGAAUCUGCGAGCUCCACCUGAAUGAACAGAUUGGUCCACGCUUACCACUCAAAUCCCAAACCAUGCAGGGCCUGAAGGAACUCUUGCCUUCUGGAGAUGUGAUUCCGUGGAUUUCCAAAGCCCAGAAGGAGAUUUGCAAGAUGCUCAGUCCCUGGUAUGAUGAAUUCCUGGAUGAAGAGGACUACUGGUUUCUCAUUUUUACAACACAGAACAAGUUCAUCAGCUCCAGACGGCAUAAAAGAGAAUUUAUGGACAAAGAAGAGAGCAUUCUUCUUUAUAAGAGGAUUCAGCAGUCUUUGGAGUUAAGCCAGGCUUUGGCUGACAUGAAGGAAAUGGACGCUAAGCAGUGGAGAAAGAUAGCUACGGAGGACCUGAGACGAGGAGGGUCUCUCCAGGUGGAGCUGACGCCUCCAGUGUUUCUUACAGACAUCACUAAAAUGUCCUUCGAGGAACUCUGCUACAAGAAUCCAAAGAUGGCCAUAGAGAAGAUCAGUGAUGACUACAAAGUAUACUGUGAGAAAGCACCGAAAAGCGAUUUUGCAAUGGAAAUUUUCAAGAAACAAAAGAGAGCUUCACGCUCAAACAGGAAAAUGUCCUUCCUCAAAAAAUCUAGUGUAAGGAAGCCAUCAGUGAGACCCAGAAAUUUGACAGAAGUCCUCUUAAAUACACAGCACUUGGAGUUCUUCAGGGAGUUCCUCGAAGAACGGAAGGCUGGAAGCCCAUUGCAAUUCCUGAUAGCUGUACAGAAGAUCAGUAUAGAGACCAAUGAAAAGACGUGCAAGUCUCUCAUAGAAAAAGUAGUCAACACUUUCUUCCAUGGCCACCUCUCUCCUGAAGAAAUGCUGCAGUGUGAUGCCCCUAUUAUCAAAGAAAUCACUCACAUGCAUCAUGUGACCAUGACCAAAUUGUUAGAGCUCCAGGGACAUAUUAUGAAAUCUAUAGAAGAAAAGUGGUUUAAAGAAUAUCAAGACCUGUUCCCACCUCACUCUCAGGAGGUGGAAGUACAAAGUGAAGUACAACCUUCAUCUAGGAAAGCCUCAAAGACAGUGUCAACUUGCCUACAGGAAUUCCAGAAGAAAGGCUGGCUGAGAAUGAUCAGCUUUAUCAGGAGCUUUUGCAAGUACCGCAGAUUUAUGUCGAAUCCUAGUAAGCGCCAGGAAUUUGAAGACUAUCUUCACCAGGAAAUGCAAAAUAGCAAGGAAAAUUUCACCUCACCACACAGCACAUCGGGACGUUCAGCUCCAUCCACCGCAAACGUCCGGAGUGCAGACCAAGAGAAUGGAGAAACAACCCUUGUAAAGCGCCGUAUAUUUGGCCACAGGAUUAUCACUGUCAACUUUGUGAUCAAUGAUCUAUAUUUCUUUUCCGAAAUGGAGAGAUUUAAUGAUCUGGUGAGUUCAACCCAUGUGCUGCAGGUCAACCGGGUAUACAACGAGAAUGAUGUGAUCCUAAUGCGCUCCAAAAUUAACAUUAUCCAAAAGCUCUUCCUGAACUCUGACAUCCCUCCAAAGCUGAGGGUCAAUAUCUCUGAAUCCCAGAAGGAUGCCAUCCUUGCUGCCAUCACAGAGGGCAACCUAGAUCGGAGCGUAUUCCACGGGGCUAUCAUGUCUGUCUUCCCCAUCAUUAUGUACUUCUGGAAAAGGUUUUGUUUCUGGAAGGUGACCCGCUCUUACUUACAGCAUAGGGGGAAGAAGUUCAAGGACAGAAAAAGCUCUCCUAAAUCUGUGGACAAGUAUUCCUUGUGGAGUGGAGGAGACAAUGCCAUCUUAAGGUUCACCUUGCUCAGAGGUAUUGAGUGGUUGCACCCUCAACGGGAAGUCAUAAGUUCAGCUCAAAAUUCUUCAUCAAGCAACUUUACUCAGCCAAGAUUCAUGAUAUCUGCCAUGCAGCUGUAUCCUGUCCAGGGGUAGGCAUGAGCCGGAAAUCUUCUUCAGUUCAGAGCUGCUAUGUCCAGCCGUGCAAUGGGAGAGGGGAUAGAUCUUCUAGAGACUAGCUUCGAACCCUGCCUCUUCUUGGCAUGCAGAACCUAGAAAUUGAGCUUGCUGCGUCUGGAGGGAAAUUAAGGAGGGGUUUCUCUGUGUUUCUCACCUCCAACUAGGACCGGCACUUUUAAGAAGUUGGAGUCUCUGACCCACUUUUCAGUAGAACACUGCUGCUGGUGGAAGCGUCCCAGAUGAUCUUGUAUUUGUAUCUGUUAAUGUUUUUAGGUUUAAGGAGUUCGAGUGCAGUUUCGUUACAUGGAUAUAUUUGGAAGUAACGAAGUCUGGGGUUUUAGUGUAGCCAUCAUCCAAACACUGCACAUUGUACCCAUUAGAUAAUUUCUCAUCCCUUACCCACCUCCCACUCUCCCACCCUUCCACAUCUCCAUUGUCUAUUACUUUGCUCUCUAUGCCCAGGUGUAAUUAUUAUUUAGCUCCCACUUAUAACUGAGAACAUGCAGUAUUUGACUUUCCAUUUGAGUUAUUUCACUUAAGAUAAUGGUCUCCAGUUCCAUGCAUGUUGCUGCAAAAUACAUGAGUUUACCUUUUUAUGACUGAUUAGUAUUAUAUUGUAUAUAUGUCCUACAUUUUCUUUAUUCAGAUGGUCUUUUAUUGCCAGCUUCCUGAAUAUUCCAGCUGUUUAGGGCAGGGUGUGUAAGGUGGGAAAAGAAAGAUCUGUUCUUCUGCUUGGCAGGAUAUUGGCAACAAGAACAGAAGGGACUUAAGUCUGUUAAAAUCUGCUUCAGCCUACCUCACUUCUGUACAAGCUUCCAAGUGAAACUGAUGCUAAGUUAGGGCUCUGGAAGAAUCCUCAGGGGUCCUGAAAACCAUAGCUGGGAGUGCCAAAGAGUCGUUUGAGGGCCUAAGUGGCUCCAUGUCAACACCAGCUUUAGGUGAUUCAUGUUCAGAUAGUUUGAGGUCAUAUGACAUACCACUUUCUAAACUCUGUACCCGUAAUUUUAGUCAUAUGUAAAUGAAGUAGACGGAAUACCAACAGGAAAAAAAGGAAUCCUUAACAUCUAACAUCUGACUUGGACUACAUACAGGGUAUCCUGAGUAUACUUUAUUUCUAGUAAUGAUUAGAAUACUAAGUAAGCCCUUAAAUCUGGGGGUCAUUCCAUACCCUGUUUCUGGAAUAUGCACUACGGAUAAGUGUCCCUGACCACUGUUUACAACCAUAAGCCCAGGGUGGGGGCUGCAUUCUCUGACCAAGACUUGUUUUUAUUUAUUUUUAUUUUAGUUUUGUUUUUAUGACCAAGGCCCAUUUAAAAAAAAAAAAAAAAAAAAAAAAAAAAAA
Messenger RNA from Cebus imitator (Panamanian white-faced capuchin), 4900 nucleotides. RefSeq names its product regulator of G protein signaling like 1 (gene RGSL1). Bases 1 to 3534 code for a protein of 1177 amino acids. The transcript has 23 exons. Lineage: Eukaryota; Metazoa; Chordata; Mammalia; Primates; Cebidae. The record is from RefSeq and is a predicted model, not a curated record.